Camellia sinensis is the source of this 405-nucleotide messenger RNA. Lineage: Eukaryota; Viridiplantae; Streptophyta; Magnoliopsida; Ericales; Theaceae. The record is from RefSeq and is a predicted model, not a curated record.
AUGGAACAAAUGCUUGCAACCUUAACCAAAGUGGUAAUGCAACAACAGAGGCAACAACCUUUACCACCUCCACCCCUACCGGCUCAAGUUGAAAUGGGCACCGGUGACGUCAUCAACUUGACACAGAAGUUCAUGAAAAUGAAACCGCCAACAUUCUAUGAUGGAAUUGAACCAUUGAAAGCAGAGACGUGGUUGCUUGAGAUGGAGAAACUGUAUGAGGUGUUCCCUUGUUCUGAAGUCCAGAAAGUCCUCCUAGCCACCUAUACUCUGAAGGAUGAAGCCCAAAGGUGGUGGUUACUAAUUCGAAAUGGCCACGAGAAUAUGACGUGGACUCAAUUCAAUACAAUUUUCUAUGACAAGUACUUUCCCCAGUGCUUCCGAGACCGGAAGGUUUCAGAAUUCUAG